CAGCUCAGAGAGCCCGAAAGAGUUUGAGGAGGAGCAAAAGAGAGAUAAAGUAAUAGAGUUUCCCCCGUGUGUGUAGGAGAAUAUGGGAAAACAGGGAUGUGUUAAUAUGCAUGAGUGAAAGUGAGAGAGACAAUGAGAGAGGGGAGCGGACGAUAUUGAAUUGUAGAUUGAGGGACUUCUUUCACUUCUGCCCACUUUUAUUUAUCUGCUACAAAACCCCGCCUCUUUCCUUUCACUUCUCAGUGUGUCUAUAUCAGGGGACCCGCUAUGAGAGAGCCCACUCGCACGGCUGGUAGAGAGGAAGCCCGGUCAGAGGUGGUCUGCUGUGGACCAAACAGGUGAAAGAUCAUCAUACCCCUGAGUUUUAUUUCAGAGAAGACUCCUGUGGCAGAGGUGGGCAUCAGUGAGGUUGGGAAGACACUGUCACCUAAGUAUAACUAGCAUUGGAGGUGAAAGACAGAUUAAAGAAUGGCAGUUGGGUGGAGACCAGCCACCCUCCUCCUUUUCUUCAACCUAACAUUCCUCCUCUACCUCUCGGAUGGAACAAUGUACCUCUCUGGCCAGAGGCUGAGGUCUCGUCUUCAGAGGGAUCGACGGAAUGUUCAUCCAAACAUCAUUCUCAUUCUUACCGAUGACCAGGACAUUGAACUUGGCUCCAUGCAGGCCAUGAACAAAACAAAGCGUAUAAUGAUGCAAGGUGGCACCCACUUCUCCAAUGCAUUUGCCACCACCCCUAUGUGCUGUCCUUCUCGGUCCUCUAUAUUGACUGGAAAAUAUGUCCACAACCAUCACACCUACACCAACAAUGAGAACUGCUCCUCGCCAUCUUGGCAGGCCCACCACGAGCCACAUACCUUUGCUGUCCACCUCAACAAUUCUGGUUACAGAACUGCCUUCUUUGGGAAGUAUCUGAAUGAGUACAAUGGCUCUUAUGUGCCUCCCGGCUGGAGGGAGUGGGUCGCACUGGUGAAGAACUCACGGUUCUACAACUACACUCUGUGCCGCAAUGGUAUCCGAGAAAAGCAUGGAAAAGAGUAUCCAAAGGACUAUCUCACUGACAUAAUCACAAGAGACAGCAUCAACUAUUUCCGUAUGUCAAAGAGAAUUUACCCACAGAGGCCUGUGAUGAUGGUUCUGAGUCAUGCUGCCCCCCAUGGUCCGGAGGAUGCAGCACCUCAGUACAGCAGUGCCUUUACCAAUGCAUCUCAGCACAUAACCCCAAGCUACAACUACGCCCCAAACCCAGACAAGCACUGGAUCCUGCGUUACACAGGACCCAUGAAGCCUGUGCACAUGCAAUUCACCAAUAUGUUGCAGAGAAGGAGGCUGCAGACCCUGCUCUCAGUGGAUGACAGUGUCGAAAAGAUCUACAACAUGUUGGUAGAAACUGGGGAACUGGAUAACACCUACAUCAUCUACAUGUCAGACCAUGGCUAUCACAUUGGCCAGUUUGGACUAGUCAAGGGCAAGUCUAUGCCUUACGAAUUUGACAUCCGAAUCCCCUUCUAUUUGAGAGGCCCUAAUGUGGAAGCAGGUGCAAUUAAUCCUCACAUGGUCCUGAACAUCGACUUAGCCCCAACCUUGCUAGACAUGGCUGGAGUGGAUAUUCCCUUAGACAUGGACGGCAAGUCUAUUCUCAAGCUGUUGGACACAGAAAAACCAGUCAACAGUUUUACUAGGUUUCAUUCCCACAAGAAGGGGAAAGUGUGGCGGGAUUCUUUCCUGGUAGAGAGGGGGAAGCCUCUGCAUAAGCUAGAAGAUGACAAAGAGGUGGAACAGAAUAUUCUGCCAAAAUAUCAGCGGGUUAGAGACCUGUGUCAAAGAGCUGAGUACCAAACACCCUGUGAGCAACCAGGGCAGAAGUGGCAGUGUAUUGAGGGUCCCACUGGCAUGCCAAGGCUGUAUAAGUGUAAAGGGAGGUCAGGUCUCUAUGCACCUCGUGCCCUGGGCCUGAUGGCUACUAAUAGGGCACAGAUCUAUGGACCUCGUUCCCCAUCUGACACCUGUGAUUGUGAAUCUAUUGUACCACUUGAAAGGAAGAAGGCUCUCACCAAAAAGAAGGUGAAAUCCAAGAAAAGUUUGCCACGGAAUCGUUGGGCCCGCUCUGUGCCACGUCACCUGGACUCAGAUGUUUAUACUCUGGACCUGGAGAAGGGUUACCAGCCUCUUAACCUAAACACCAGCUUCUUACUUGGCAGAAAGCAGGCUGUGUAUGGAGAGAAUGAAGAAUAUAGUGGAAUGGGACCCACAGACACCGACUUCAACAGCCUUGCGCCACCUGCUGCUCUUAAAGUCACCUACAGAUGCUCAAUAUUGAUGAAUGAUACAGUCAGAUGUGAUGGUGGAUUAUACAAAUCUCUACAAGCAUGGAAAGAUCACAAACUACACAUUGAACAUGAGAUUGAGACAUUGCAAACAAAAAUAAAGAACCUUAGAGAGGUCAAAGGGCAUCUAAAGCACGUUCGACCGAAAGAGUGUGAAUGUAACCAAAAUGAGUACCAGUACCAGACCAGAACUAUGUUCAAAUCCAAAUCAGCCAGUGUACAUUCUGUCAAAAUGGCCUCCAAAGUUAAGAAACAGUGGCUGAUGAAAGAGCAGAAGCGCAGGAAGAAGCUGAGGAAGUUCCUCAAGCGUCUCCGUAAUAAUGACACAUGCAGCAUGCCUGGCCUCACCUGCUUCACCCACGACAACCAGCACUGGCAGACUGCCCCCUUCUGGACAAUGGGGCCAUUCUGUGCUUGCACAAGUGCCAAUAAUAACACUUACUGGUGUCUGAGGACCAUCAAUGAGACACACAACUUCCUGUUUUGCGAGUUUGCCACUGGCUUCCUGGAGUAUUUUGAUCUCAACACAGACCCUUACCAGCUGAUAAAUGCAGUGAGCAUGCUUGAUCGUGAUGCAGUGAAUCACAUGCACCAGCAGCUCAUGGAACUUCGCAGCUGCAAAGGUCACAAAGAGUGCAAUCCGGAGACAGGUGGUAAAGAAAGGAACUCUCUUUAUGAUUACAGGCCUCUUCAUCGUCGAAAGAGGCCAAAAGUGAAGAAACCAUCCUCCAAAUCAAUGGGCCAAAUUUGGGAAGGAUGGCUAGGUUAGACCCAUCCCUACUGUCCACGUAAAGGAUGCACAGAGGUGAGGAAUGUGAACUGAUGAACUCCUGACCUGAGGACAGCAAGUAAAUGUCCAACUCUAGUGAAAUGUGGAAUUAGAGAUGUUCUAUCAUUGAGGUCAUCUUAUGUGCUCUCUCUCUCUCUCUCUCUCUCUCUCUCUCUCUAAAUGCAGUUGUCUUAAAAUUAUUAUUCAAAACAUGUGUUUUCAUCCUCUACAUUUUUGUGAAUUUUUUUGAAAGACUUGGAGAUCCAUCAUGGAAACGUUUUUACCAGAAUGGACCCUUUUUUUUUUUAUGAGCCACUUUUUAGCCAGCUGAACUCCUAACAUAUUGUGGCUAAGACUAAGACACAUCCCCUCCGUUGCUCUCAAAAGAUGAGAAAACUCACAUGGCUCAUCACUGGAAUAAAAGCACUUGGAAUCUGUCGCAACAUGGUCUUUUUGAAGUGUUCAAUAAACAUACAUUAUCAUUCGUGUAAGAUUCUGUGAUGUGGGACUAUGAUGCUGUUUUAUAAGCAGGGCUGGAGUGCUCUGACUUCUCUGCUGCUGUGAUAAUAUUGUAAUAGUACUUUUCAAAGUGAAAAUCCGAAGGAAUCAUCAGAAGUUUGAAACUCAUGAUACUUUACAUUUUGUACUAUAUAAUGUUAAUAUCACCUGCAACCUGUGAUUCUGUUCAUGUGAAUGUUGCUUUUUAUUUGAAACAUGGUGCUACUGUAAGUUAACACUUGGAACUGAAUGCUGCAUAGUAAUGUAUUUGAAUGUAUGUGCAAUUAAUGUAAAUAUUAUAAUAUUUUUACGGGACUGAACAUAUGGUUGUUUCUCUUCCUGACUGUCCACAAAGUUUAAAAGGAGAAUACCAUCAGUCUAAUGUUUUACGUUCAAUUAAAUGUACUUAUGAAUAACAUACUAAACAUUUUUGACUUCACUGUGUUGGAAAACAGUUAAAACAUCUAUAUAGUUGCCAUCACAAGCAGAUUCCUUUUUUUUUUUUGUAUCUGUCCUUUGCCUUGGCAUUUGGAAAACAAUGAAGGUGUAGUAGUUGGUGAAUAAAGUGUUA
Messenger RNA from Xyrauchen texanus (razorback sucker), 4162 nucleotides. Its product is annotated as extracellular sulfatase Sulf-2-like. Gene Ontology annotation, cellular component: endoplasmic reticulum; cell surface; plasma membrane. The record is from RefSeq and is a predicted model, not a curated record. NCBI's taxonomy places the organism in Eukaryota, Metazoa, Chordata, Actinopteri, Cypriniformes, Catostomidae. Gene Ontology annotation, molecular function: calcium ion binding; N-acetylglucosamine-6-sulfatase activity; glycosaminoglycan binding. The transcript has 21 exons. Bases 469 to 3093 code for a protein of 874 amino acids.